AUGUCAGGCAAAGCGACCACCAAAAGAAAAGAGUCCUUGACAGAGGAGCAGCAAGGCAUCAUUCAGCAAAAACGACUCGAAAUCGACCGCCUUCAAAAAGAUAUCAGCUCACUGGCUAAACCGUUGCUUAAAACCUCAGACAAAAGCACCCCAGACUGGUCAAAGCACGUUACACCUGGAACACUUUCUGUCUUUCAAGAAGAUACCAGCUGGCACCGACUCGACUCAAACUCAGAACAAAAACUCGACAAAGACACGGCUUCUUUUGAACAAGAUUCUACAACAACAUCCUGGCAACAAAUGCAAAACAUGUUGGAUUCAUUUGAUGAAGACCACGAGGAAAGUUUGUCGGAGGGAUCACCAUCACCGACUGUAUCACGUUUCGACACCAACGAUCAAAAGAUAUAUGGCACCAAUGCUAUGGAGGAGGAUUCGGUCGUAGUCAAGUGCAAAACAUGUGAACGGCCUAUCCUUGCCAAUAGUUUUCAGGCACAUUCAGAAACAUGUGGCAAAGCUGGCAAAGGCAACAAGAAACCAAGAGCGUUGACACAGCUAGCAACAAACGACAAAUCAAAACUCGGCAAAGAGAUUUUCUCAGACGACGAUGACGACGACGAUGAUGAUGAUGGGGAUGAUGAGCCGCUUGCAAAACGUCAAUUGGAUGGACAACAUAAGAAGAAACACACAAAGCACUCUGAUGCCUCAGAUACAACAAGUAUACCCGCGAAACGACCACCGACAAGUUCAGAAAAGCCUGAAAAGAAAAAGUCAAAGAAGAAGGAGACAAAACCAAAAGGACCCAAACCAAAGCCACCUCUUGAUUUGGAUAAGCAAUGUGGUGUGAUUCAAGGUCCUAACAAUACCCCAUGUACUCGAUCGUUGACGUGCAAGAGCCAUUCAAUGGGUGCAAAGCGUGCUGUUGCUGGACGAUCACAGCCAUACGAUGUAUUACUUUCAGCAUAUCAAAAGAAGGCCAUUGGUCGACCCCAAACCACUGGAGCAGGAGCUGGUGAUCGAAAAGGAGGCACAGCAAGUAGCAAGAGUUCCAAAGCCAGCACCAAGAAAUCACAAAAGCAAAUGGGACCUACGACUCAAGCAGGACCAAGUUCAACAGACGCUGCAGCACAGGAAGAGCAAUACAUUAAUUCGGAUGAGGAAGUGGAAAAUGUGAUGUAUGCUGUCAAGGAGAGUCGUCCUGCUCCACUUGCUGAAAGGCCGUUUUAUUUCGUCAAGAGGCGACGACAAUGUUAUCGAUUACGUGAUAUUCUUUUGGAUGCCAUCACCCCGAAAGCUGUUUCCAUGGCUCACAGUGACAGCAACAACACGUUGGCAAGUCUUUACAACAACAGCAACACCAUGUCUCCCGCUUCACAUACAUCAGCCACUCCCAGAUCACCGCUUCAACAAAGUCGUGGCGGCAGCAACAAUGUCCAUUAUUCAUCUCCAAGCUUCCCUGCUUCUUCACAUCCAAAUACCAGUAUACCUCCUUCUUCGCGAUUUCCUCAGCAACAAAACUCUACAUCAUCGUCAGCAGCCGGUGGAUUGGCAGGAUCACCUUUAGGCAUGAUGGGAUUAUCCGGAUCUAUGGACACCAGUGCAAUGUUUAGUUCAGCUACAGGCAAUAGCGCUUUACAAUGA
Messenger RNA from Lichtheimia ornata, 1638 nucleotides. RefSeq lists its product as uncharacterized. Gene Ontology annotation, biological process: regulation of transcription by RNA polymerase II; RITS complex assembly; regulatory ncRNA-mediated heterochromatin formation. The transcript is spliced from 8 exons. Lineage: Eukaryota; Fungi; Mucoromycota; Mucoromycetes; Mucorales; Lichtheimiaceae. The record is from RefSeq and is a predicted model, not a curated record. The coding region runs from base 1 to 1638 and encodes 545 amino acids. Gene Ontology annotation, cellular component: SAGA complex.